Messenger RNA from Archocentrus centrarchus (flier cichlid), 1428 nucleotides. RefSeq names its product progranulin-like. Gene Ontology annotation, cellular component: extracellular region. The transcript is spliced from 6 exons. The record is from RefSeq and is a predicted model, not a curated record. NCBI's taxonomy places the organism in Eukaryota, Metazoa, Chordata, Actinopteri, Cichliformes, Cichlidae. Bases 105 to 965 code for a protein of 286 amino acids.
GUGGGAGGGUCUAAGCUGCACUAUAAACAGCCACGUGAGAUUCAGUACGAGGGGAAGUGUGAAAUAGAAAACAGGAAGCUGCUGAAUCUCUCCUCUGUCUGAAGAUGUCAAAGAUCACUCUGUGGUUUUCAGUUGGAGCGUUUGUGUUGGGAUUUGCUUGUUGCUCUAUCACAUGUCCCGAUGGGACUGUUUGCUCAGAUGUCAACACCUGCUGCAAGACUCAGGAUGGAUAUGGCUGCUGUCACUAUCCAAAUGCAGUGUGUUGCUCUGACAUGGCCCACUGCUGCCCGUCAGGUUAUCUCUGUAACCUGGCUACCCAGAGAUGUGAGAAAGAAAACCAGCCAUGGCUGAGCAUACCCAUGGAGAACAAGGAGGCUGCAGAGGAACCAAGCACCCCCAAUCUGUCUGGAACUCCACUUCAGGAGCUCACAGAGAGCCACGUCCCAGAUCCAAUAAAGAGUUCAGUGGUCUACUGUGACAGCUACACCUACUGUCCUGAUGGCACUACUUGCUGCAGACACCCAAAAGGCGGCUGGUUCUGUUGUCUCUACUCUCCUGGUAAAUGUUGUCUGGAUGGCUACCACUGCUGUCCGUAUGGAUAUGACUGUGACCACACCUACACGCAGUGUGUGAGGGAAAGACUCGCAUAUCCUUUCCUCUAUAAGCCAGCGCUGCCUUCAGCACCUGCCUCUCUCAUCCCCACUUCAGAGGACAAAGGCAGCUUGAAGGAGAUACCAAUGAUGGCUCUGACCCAAGCCAGCGCCAGCUUCCCUGAGGCUCAAGUCAUUCACUGCGAUUCCCAACAUUACUGCCAGCAAGGGAUGUCUUGCUGCAAGGCACCCACUGGCCAAUGGAACUGCUGUCCCUACCCACUGGGCCAGUGUUGCGCAGAUGGUCUGCACUGCUGUGAGUAUGGAUAUACCUGCGAUGCCUCCUUCUUGAAAUGCAGACGUUCUUACUUUUGAAAUUUCUCAGAACCACGCAAACAAUAUUGAAACAUGAUUUUGAAUGUUGAAAUUGCACUAUUUUAAUAUUAUUAUUAUUAUUAUUAUUACUAUUUUGGUCUAAAGAUUUCCUGAAGAUAUUGAUUUAUAAUAUUGCACACACUGCCACAUCCGAUAUAGAAUCAGAUCAGCCUCACAAGAAGACAGUGAAUAAAUGAUAUUCUUACAUCCGCUUAAGAUUGGCUGUUGGCUGUUUGCUUUACAAUUAAUGCUGCUGCACAUUUGGACAGUCACCUUACCUCCACAAAUCAGCUUAGCAAGAUUUCCUGCAAAUGUUGAUUUCCACUGGGUGGAAAUCAACGUUGAAAUCAACGUUGAAAACGCCUGGAUUUCUUUCAGAAACUAAGAAACCAUAAAGGAUUUUAUGCUAUUCUCAAGUCAUGUCACAGUAUUUUGUACUGAAAAUGGAAAACAUAUGGACAUU